CACACCAAACUUUCCAGGCUUGUGUGAAAUAUUGACAAGAUGAAUUCUAAUUCACCAGCAGAUAUUCCAGGUUAUUUCUGGGAUCCAAUAACACGCCGCUACUUUAAAGUACAAAAAAGGCAGUACUCCUCUCGUGAUGACGCUCCUAAUGACGAACCUUGGUCUUUGGAGAGUGUGAAGAGGCGCAAGCUCGACGAAGAGGUUGCAGCGGAGAAAGCACGUAUGGAGGCUCGAAACAUGUCCCGUAUCACCCGCUCUAAAGCGUUAGAUGAACCGCUCAUGGGCGGCUUUCUUGCUCGUGAAUACGGUCAUGACGUUCGCGACCUCCAAGCCGCAGGUUUCGCACAGGGUUUAGUUAUGCAAUGCAAAGUCAAUACCGGACAGGUAUACGGACAACUCUCGGCUAUGCUUAUAUGUGGCAAGAAGGACAGGCUCAGUCUCUACUCCGUGUUGAGGCGUCAACUCCGGACCAAUGAUUACCCCUUGGGCAGAGAUGAUAGGACUGGAAGGAUCGAGAUAUCCCAGUCUAACCACCAGACAACAGUAUUUCCAGAGCCUGACGUCUUGAUCUCAGACAUAAAGUGCAAUCGGUCCAUGACUUACGCCUUUGUCAGUGCUAUCUCUGUCACGAACGGGUUCCCAGCUUUCUGGAAAAUACCCCUCAACCCGCGGUCCACAUCUUUCAACACUAUUGACUUACCAAUACCAAUUCACCGCCGCAAGUUAUCUGUAUCCCCAAACACCAUAUGUGUAUCCCCAACAGGCCAAGCUUUCCAGUGCUUGGUCGGAACAGAUUUUGGUCUUGCAUCGCUCGACGCCAUGGACGAGAUGAAUUUAAUCGUACCUACCAAGCGUAAGGUGGCGGGACGGACAUACCCAGAAUCGUUCGCUGAUAUAUUCGGUGUCGAUUAUCGUGUCGCUGAUCCUAACGUCGUGUUUUUCGGCGGUCGCCCCGGCAGGCUCCUCAUCGGUGAUCUUCGUCAGGAUAGCUACGAGUGGAGCAGUAUUCAGCUCCCAAGCUCCAUCGCGCAUGUUAAGGCAAUCAAUGACAACCAGGUUCUGGUAGCUGGCCUAAAAAACAUGAUGUCCGUCUACGACAUCCGAUUCUGCGACCGGGUUGGCGUCAACAACAACACGAUUACCCAGAACCAGAAGUCGGGUAACCCGAUCGUGACGAUGCAGGAAUACAGAAACCCGUCUCGCUUUACCGGCGGAUUCGACUUCGAUCGCGGUACCGGCGUGGCCGCGGCUGCCCAUGACGAUGGCAAGAUCUCGUUGUAUUCGGUGCGCAGUGGUCGCCGGCUGCCCUCUCGAGAUAUCGACAAGAUCCACUGUGGAUAUGGACAGAUUCCCUGCCUUCAGUUUCUGACCUUGGAGGGUGAUCACACGCCGACCUUGUUCGUCGGCGAGGGAACCGAUGUCGUUGCAUAUUCCUUUGGUGUUGACAACAUAGACGAUGAAUGUUGAUGUCUUCCCACAUCUUUACGUCUUUGAGUUUCCGUUGCACGGCAGGAUUGCAUUGGGGGAGUGGAACUUGGAAUUGGCAUUUGCAUCAUUGUUGGCAUGCAUAGGUUGGUUUGCAUUGGGAAGGAAUAAUUUGGCUUGCAUGACGAGGGCGUUUGUUGCUACAUGAGAUACCCAAGUUCUUCCCUUAAGGGAGUGCUUGUAUUGCUGAUUUUUUUCUGCUAAGAGAAAUACCCAAUGAUGAUUUGUAUUCAC
Messenger RNA from Annulohypoxylon maeteangense, 1719 nucleotides. RefSeq lists its product as uncharacterized. Lineage: Eukaryota; Fungi; Ascomycota; Sordariomycetes; Xylariales; Hypoxylaceae. Gene Ontology annotation, cellular component: Cul4-RING E3 ubiquitin ligase complex. The transcript has 4 exons. The coding region runs from base 40 to 1467 and encodes 475 amino acids. Gene Ontology annotation, molecular function: protein binding. The record is from RefSeq and is a predicted model, not a curated record.